AUGUAUUCCGUUUGUGAACCUGUAUCAGAAGAUGGUUAUCCAUAUGUACGCUGGAUACAUUUUAUAUUCGGUACUUGUAUAUAUGGCAACCAAGAAGCAAUCAGCUUUAUAUUUGGACUUAGUUUAUACUUUCUACUGAAUUGGUUAUUGGGUGACUUGGCUAAUUUUGCUGGCUGCAUACUGACAAACCAAUUGCCAUUCCAGAUGUAUCUUGCAGGUCCACUUGAUGAAGAAGUACCAUUAGAACCAGAUGAUGAUCCAAGGUCGUCAAAAUUUUCUAUGACUUCACUGAGAGACUCGAUAUUAGAAGGUGCAAAAAAAAGUUACACGUUUCCAGAAUUAAAGAAAGGAUCGCAUAAACGAAUUUCUUCGAUGGUUUUCGUCGUCCUCCUCCUCACUUUUCAUUCCACUUCUAUUACAAAGCCUUCCCUCUCAUCCCUUCCAAUUAAUCACGUUAAAUCUCUCGAUUCUAACUAUCUUACUCUUAAUGAUCCAAUAAACACUCAAAUCUUUAUAGGACGGAUAAUGGCCUGGUCAUGUACAGUGUUGUAUCUAACAAGCAGAAUGCCACAAAUAUGGAAAAAUUAUACCAGAAGAUCUGUUGAAGGUCUUUCUAUAUUUAUGUUCAUAUUUGCUGCACUUGGCAACCUCACCUACACUUUGUGCAUAUUCACGAACCCGUUGGUUUCAAAAAAUUCCGCUUUCCUUCAUGAAGUUGUUCCUUACAUAUUGGGUUCUGUUGGUACCUUAUCAUUUGAUACUGUUGUGUUUAUUCAAUGGUUAGCUUGGCGUGAUCCUGAACGUCGAAAGUUUCGUCGUCGAAGUCAAAAUUAUUCCGAUUGUGAAAUUGAAUAUCAACAAGUGCCAAGUAUUAGGAGUAAUCAGUAA
Molecule: messenger RNA, 888 nt
Organism: Cetraspora pellucida
Lineage: Eukaryota; Fungi; Glomeromycota; Glomeromycetes; Diversisporales; Gigasporaceae
Source: the annotation of a GenBank genome assembly